Molecule: messenger RNA, 1038 nt
Organism: Iphiclides podalirius (scarce swallowtail)
Lineage: Eukaryota; Metazoa; Arthropoda; Insecta; Lepidoptera; Papilionidae
Source: the annotation of a GenBank genome assembly
AUGGACAAUCUUGGCGCAGUUCUACACGGGCCCCGCGAUCUAAGAAUAGAAAACUUGCCUUUCCCGGAAAUCAACGACGAUGAGGUGCUGAUAAAGAUAUCGUGCGUGGGCAUUUGCGGUACGGACGUGAAACUCUACACCACGGGGAGAUGUGGCACGGAGGUGGUGGUCGCGCCGCUAAUUAUCGGCCACGAGGGUGCAGGAGAGGUUGUUAAGGUGGGUGGCAAAGUCAGUAAGCUGAAGGCUGGAGACCGCGUGGCUAUAGAGCCGACCCAGCCUUGCCGCAGCUGCGAAUGCUGCGUGCAGGGCAGAUACAACCUCUGCGACAAGCCUCGCUACUGCUCCACCUUGGAGGGCGCGGGGAAUCUCUGUCAAUACUACAAGCACGUGGCCGAUUUCUGUCACAUAUUACCGAAAAACCUGACCAUGGAAGAAGGGGCGGCGUUACAGCCGCUGGCAAUCGCUAUUCACGCGUGCAACCGCGCCGGAAUCAAAUUCGGCACUAAUCUGGUGAUCCUCGGCGCUGGGCCGAUAGGCGUGCUCUGUGCUAUGGCUGCCAGGGCGAUGGGAGCGACUCAGAUACUGAUCACAGAUGUGGUGGAGUCACGUCUGGAGACAGCUAAAUCUCUGGCGGCAGACCACACGCUUCAAGUCAAGAGAGAAUACUCCGACGAACAGAUUGUUGACAAAAUAAUCAAAACGUUAGGCACCAAGCCACAAAUUACGACUGACGCCUGCGCGUUUGCGUCUGCUCAGCGAGUCGCCAUGAUGGUAACAAGAAAAGGUGGUACAGUUCUGGUGGUGGGCGUGGGGGAUGACAGGGUCGAAGUGCCGUUGUCAGGCACACUGCUCCAAGAGAUCGACGUUAAGGGCUCUUUGAGAAUCGUUAACACGUAUCGACCGGCGCUAGACGCGGUCUCCAGCGGAGCGAUAAACCUGAAAGCCUUCAUAACGCACCAUUUUCCGCUGGAGAAAACUGAAGAGGCCAUAGAGUUAGCCAAAACGGGGGCCGCCAUGAAAAUUAUAAUACACGUGAAC